Molecule: messenger RNA, 1569 nt
Organism: Vombatus ursinus (common wombat)
Lineage: Eukaryota; Metazoa; Chordata; Mammalia; Diprotodontia; Vombatidae
Gene: SLC32A1
Product: solute carrier family 32 member 1
Exons: 2
Coding region: 1-1569 (522 amino acids)
Biological process (GO): amino acid transmembrane transport
Cellular component (GO): vacuolar membrane
Molecular function (GO): amino acid transmembrane transporter activity
Source: RefSeq, a predicted model, not a curated record
AUGGCCACCUUGAUUCGCAGCAAACUGUCCAAUGUGGCCACCUCUGUGUCCAACAAAUCCCAGGCCAAGGUGAGUGGUAUGUUCGCCAGGAUGGGCUUCCAGGCGGCCACUGACGAGGAGGCUGUGGGCUUUGCCCAUUGCGAUGAUCUGGACCUGGAGCAUCGGCAGGGACUGCAGAUGGACAUCCUAAAGUCGGAGCCCAGUGAGGAGGGUGCUGAACCGCCCGUCGAGGGUGACUUCCACUACCAGAGGGACGGCUCUGGGCCCCUGCCACCCUCGGGCUCCAAGGAACAGGGCAUGUGCUCUGAAUUCGGGGGUGGCCAAGACAAGCCCAAGAUCACUGCCUGGGAAGCAGGCUGGAAUGUGACCAACGCCAUCCAGGGGAUGUUUGUCUUGGGCCUACCCUAUGCCAUUCUGCACGGAGGAUAUUUAGGACUGUUUUUAAUUAUUUUCGCCGCCGUGGUUUGCUGCUACACUGGCAAAAUCCUCAUCGCAUGCCUCUACGAGGAAAAUGAAGACGGGGAGAUAGUCCGGGUGAGGGACUCCUAUGUGGACAUUGCCAAUGCCUGCUGCUCUCCCAGGUUCCCCAAACUGGGAGGGAGGAUAGUCAAUGUGGCUCAGAUUAUCGAGUUGGUCAUGACGUGCAUCCUCUAUGUAGUGGUCAGUGGCAAUCUGAUGUACAACAGCUUUCCCAGUUUGCCGGUCUCUCAGAAGUCCUGGUCUAUCAUUGCCACUGCGGCGCUAUUGCCCUGCGCCUUUUUGAAAAAUCUAAAAGCCGUCUCCAAAUUCAGCUUGCUCUGCACCUUGGCCCACUUCGUUAUCAACAUCCUCGUCAUUGCCUACUGCCUGUCCAGGGCCCGGGACUGGGCUUGGGAGAAGGUCAAGUUUUACAUAGACGUGAAGAAGUUCCCUAUCUCUAUAGGCAUCAUCGUCUUUAGCUACACCUCACAGAUUUUCCUCCCGUCCUUGGAAGGCAAUAUGCAGAAGCCUAAGGAGUUCCACUGCAUGAUGAACUGGACGCACAUCGCGGCCUGCGUGCUCAAGGGUCUCUUUGCGCUCGUGGCCUACCUCACCUGGGCCGACGAGACUAAAGAGGUCAUCACCGACAACCUGCCAUCCACCAUUCGUGCUGUGGUCAACAUCUUCCUGGUGGCCAAGGCGCUGCUAUCCUACCCGCUGCCAUUCUUUGCUGCUGUGGAAGUGCUGGAGAAGUCCCUCUUCCAGGAAGGCAGCCGCACCUUCCUCCCCAACUGCUAUGGGGGUGAUGGACGGCUGAAACCCUGGGGGCUGACGCUACGCUGCACGCUGGUGGUGUUCACGCUGCUCAUGGCCAUUUAUGUGCCGCAUUUCGCGCUGCUCAUGGGCCUCACUGGGAGCUUGACCGGUGCGGGCCUUUGCUUCCUGCUGCCCAGCCUCUUCCAUCUCAAGCUGCUCUGGCGGAAGUUACUCUGGCACCACGUCUUCUUUGACGCGGCCAUUUUCCUCAUUGGCGGCAUCUGCAGCGUGUCCGGGUUCGUGCACUCCCUGGAGGGGCUUAUCGAGGCUUACCGAACCAAUUCAGAAGACUAA